CUGAAACUUGAUGUUUUUGUGUUGCAUGGAAUGGCGGGAUCACAACAAACGAACUACGGGUGACCUUCCAGCUCCUAUUGGUUAGACACGCACCUUUGAAAUGAUGACCUUCAUUCAUCAUAAUCUGCCAUAACGCAAAGUUCGUCUAAAUCAUCAUUGAUCAUUCAAGAACCGAAAGCUAAAGUAGCUUGAUAGAGAACCUGAAAGGAAACAACUCCAGACAAUUAUUACAUAUCAUUUUGAUCUAAAGCAAUGUCCGAACUAGAAUUAGAAACGACAGUCGAACCUGAGCCAGAAACAACGGCCAAACCGGAACCAGAAACAACGACCGAACCUGAACCAGAAACAACAGCUGAACCUGAAUCAGAAAUAACGACCGAACCUGAACCAGAAACAACAGCUGAACCUGAACCAGAAACAACGACCGAACCUGAACCAGAAACAACGGCCGAACCUGAACCAGAAACAACAGUUGAACCUGAACCAGAAUCAACAGUCGAACCUGAACCAGAAACAACGACCGAACCUGAACCAGAAACAACGGCCGAACCUGAACCAGAAACAAUGACCGAACCUGAACCAGAAACAACAGUCGAACCUGAACCAGAAACAACAGCUGAACCUGAACCAGAAACAACAGUCGAACCUGAACCAGAAACGACGGCCGAACCUGAACCAGAAACAACGACUGAACCUGAACCAGAAACAACAGCUGAACCUGAACCAGAAACAACAGUCGAACCUGAACCAGAAACUAACAGCUGA
Pecten maximus is the source of this 765-nucleotide messenger RNA. Its product is annotated as protein TsetseEP-like. The transcript is spliced from 2 exons. NCBI's taxonomy places the organism in Eukaryota, Metazoa, Mollusca, Bivalvia, Pectinida, Pectinidae. Bases 253 to 765 code for a protein of 170 amino acids. The record is from RefSeq and is a predicted model, not a curated record.